AUGGCUGCGGCGGGUGGCGGGGUGCGAGCGCGGGACCGGAGCGGGAGCGGCAGAGGACGGCCCGACUCGGGGCGCGGCUUUUAUCGGCGCGGUGGGACGGGGCCCCCUCCUCUUGGCAGCCGCGGCGCGGAGCGCCAGCCAAUGGGGCCUUCCGAGGGAGGGGAGGGGGCGCCCGCGGGGUCCCCCCUCCCGUGCGUCCGGCCCGGCAGUCCCGUUACUUUUGGGGCGGGGCAGGCACUCUCGGGGCUUCCUGGGGCUGGCUCUGCUCAGCCUGGAGGCUGGCAAAGGCGGGGCGUUGGGCGGGGGGACCCUCCCAGAGUAGGGAGAGGGGCCCAGCGCCGCGCGCAGAGUCGGGGGAGGGGGCGCGUUGGGUUGGGAGGCCCUCCUGGGGCUAGAGGAAAGGGCUCCGGGGCGCCGCGCCCGGGGACGGGGAGGGCGCGGGGGCUGAGGGGGCGGUCCUCGCCGGGAGCUGGAGGAGAGGGGCCCUGCGCGGGGUCCAGGAGGGUGGGAGGGGCGCGGAGGAAGGGCCAUCGGGACUGGAGGAGAGGGGUUGGGGGUGCAGCGCCCAGCGAAGGGGAGGGAGGCGCGUACUGGGGGGGGGGGAGGGACCAUCCCGUGGCUGGAGGAGGGGCUCGGCGUCGCGCCCAGGGUCAGAGGGCUGAGGGGUCGCGGGGUGGGGACCCUCCGGGGCUGGAGGAGAGGGAUUCGGGGUGCUACGCCCAGGCACGGGAGAGGGCGCAGGGGGUCCUUCCCGUGGCUGGAGGAGGGGCUCGGCGCCUCACCCAUGGUCAGGGAGUUGGGGGUCGCGGGGCGGGGACCCGCCGGGAGCUGGAGAAAAAGGAGGAGGCGCGGGGGGGCGCUCGGUGCCCGGGUGGGGCCGGGAGACCCGGGGACAGGGAGGGGCGUGAGGGCCCGCCUGUCGGAAGGCGCGAGGGAGACACAAAGAAGGCAGAGAUUGGAGCGCGGGGUGGGGCGCGCCGCGGGGUCCCCGGCCUCGGUCCCCCGUCCCCCGCGCCCAGCCUUCUCCGCGGGGACCGCUCGGGCUCCGGCCGCUUUCGUCCUGCCUCGGGGCUCCCAUCCGGGGACCUGAGGCUGGGUCGGCGGCUCCCGGCCGGAGCGGGGGUCGGCGGCCGACGAACGCUGGGGACGGGGCGCGGCGGCUGA
Choloepus didactylus (southern two-toed sloth) is the source of this 1164-nucleotide messenger RNA. RefSeq names its product spidroin-1-like. NCBI's taxonomy places the organism in Eukaryota, Metazoa, Chordata, Mammalia, Pilosa, Megalonychidae. The record is from RefSeq and is a predicted model, not a curated record. The transcript has a single exon. The coding region runs from base 1 to 1164 and encodes 387 amino acids.